UUCGCUCUCAUUGUAUAAGUCUCUUCUAAAUAUUAAAACUCGUAAAUAUGAAUGUUCUUAAGGAUUUCGUGAGAAAAAUGUCUCAAGUUAAAAAGUGGGAACCUUUAAAGCAAGUUGGUAUAAUUGGAGUGCCAUUUGAGAAGGGACAGAAAAAGUACGGAGUGAGUGUGGCUCCAGCGGCUGUGCGGUCGUCAGGGUUGAUUAGUGAAUUAAAAGAAAUCGAUGGCCUUAACAUCAAAGACUACGGAGACAUUGAUAUACCGGCAAGUCACGAAGAUGUGAACGUAGAUAACAUGGUGUCUCUACCUCUUGUGUCUGCCUGCAAUCAUAAUGUUUCGAAGAAAGUGUCUCAAGUGCUACGGGACGGGAGACUUGCUGUUACUAUAGGAGGAGACCAUUCCAUUGGAGUAGGCACAGUAGACGGGCAUUACAAUGUGAACGAAGACAUGAUCCUCAUCUGGGUGGACGCCCACGCGGACAUCAACACAAACAAAACUUCCGAGUCGGGCUCGGUGCACGGGAUGCCCGUCGCACUUCUCGUGAAAGAGCUAUCGGAUUACUGGCCUUAUCUCCCUACUAUGGACUGGCAAGUUCCCAAAUUUUCCAUAAAGAACCUUGGUUAUAUCGGACUUAGAUCUGUAGACCACUAUGAAAGGUUGGCUAUAGAGAAAUACAAAGUGCCUACGUUUGCUAUGGAAGAUAUUGAAGAUCAUGGUAUUGAAACAUCGAUCAACCAUAUUUUACACGUUUUGGAUCCUGGCAAAGAAAAGCCCAUCCACGUAAGCUUCGAUAUCGAUUCCUUGGACGCGCUGGAAGCACCAAGUACUGGAACACCGGUGAGAGGAGGAUUAACUCUACGUGAAGGAAUAAAACUCAUGGAAAUUAUUCAUUCGACGGGCCGUUUGAGAGCACUAGACCUCGUGGAAAUAAAUCCGGCGAUAGGAAAUGACUCCGAUAGAAAAAGGACAAUUGAAGCAGGGCUAUGCAUUUUAAAGGCGGCGCUCGGAUUUUCAAGGCGCGGCACGACCCCGCGAGGCAUUUCUGACUUGCCCGUGCAAACGCAUCACAAUAAGUCUUAAUUCAUAUUCUUAUAAUUUGUUUCACUAAAAAGGGCUAUGAUUAUAUGCUGCACAUAUUGUUUGUACUUAAAUUAGUUUAUAUUGUUAAGAUAACGUGAUUGUAUCUUUUAAAGAAAUAUAUAUUAUCUAACUACUCCACUUAUUAAUUAA
Molecule: messenger RNA, 1229 nt
Organism: Colias croceus (clouded yellow)
Lineage: Eukaryota; Metazoa; Arthropoda; Insecta; Lepidoptera; Pieridae
Gene: arg
Product: arginase, hepatic
Exons: 6
Coding region: 48-1079 (343 amino acids)
Cellular component (GO): cytosol; nucleus; cytoplasm
Molecular function (GO): arginase activity; manganese ion binding
Source: RefSeq, a predicted model, not a curated record